UUUCAUAAACCUGGUUAAAUUUUGUAAAUUUUGUCUUUUUUACGAAAAGAUCAGAUCUAUUGUAAAGAUUCACCGGAAGUAAAAUUUGACUUGCAUUAGAAGUUAGAAGAAUCUAAUAGGCACUGUAUUUUGAUCCCAGAGGAAAUACUGAGUACUCCAUAACGGACAAAUGAAGCACACCCGAAACAGGUGACUUAUAUUAGAAAUUGGAACAAUCAAAUAGGCACUGUCUCCACUGCAGCCUUCAUCACAAGGCUUAUAAGAUGGGCUCUCUCGCUGUUCUUCCCAGGUAAAAUAGUGAGCUUUGUGCAAUACGAAGUAAUUCCACGCUGAUGGAGCUAACCACAGCCACCCUCCUGCUCAUCUCAUUGCCUUUGAUCCUUUUGUCGUCCUUAUUACUUGGCCGCAAAUCCAAAGCAGCAAGGCCUCCUGGUCCAUGGAGCCUCCCGUUCAUCGGAAGCCUACACCACCUCCUCACGCCACUGCCGCACGUCGCUCUCCGUGACCUGGCCAAGAAGCACGGCCCGGUGAUGUACCUCAGGCUGGGCCAGGUGGACGCCGUCGUCAUCUCCUCGCCGGCGGCUGCGCAGGAGGUCCUCCGGGACAAGGACCUCAGCUUCGCGUCGCGGCCCAGCAUCCUGGCCUCGGAGAUCUGCCUUUACGGGAACCUCGACGUCGCCUUCGCGCCCUACGGCGCGUACUGGCGGACCAUGCGCAGGCUCUGCACGACGGAGCUCCUCAGCGCGCGCAAGGUCCGGCAGUUCGCGCCGGUCCGGGGCGGCGAGAUCAUGCGCCUCGUCGAGACGGUCCGCUCAGCCGGCCGAGGUGGUGAACCCGUGAAUCUCGGCGGCCUCGUGAUGGCGUGCACGAACACGGUCACGGCGAAGGUGGCGUUCGGCGAGGGGUGCGCAGGGGAGCUGCAGGCGCAGUUCCUUUCGGCGAUCGAGGUGAUUCUCAGGAGCAGCGGGGGCCUCUGCGUCGGGGACCUCUUCCCGUCUCUGUCGUUCGUCGACGUCGUCAGUGGGAUGAAGCGCCGGCUCUGGCGAGCACGCCGGCAGCUUGACACGGUCCUUGACAAGAUCAUCGCGGAGUGCGAGGAGCGGCGAGAGCAGAACAAGACCGGAGACGACGAGGACCUCCUGAGAGUCUUGCUUCGGGUCAGGGACGAGGGGCAGCUCGAGGUCCCCAUGGGCACCACUAACAUCAAGGCAGUCAUAGCGGAUAUGUUCGCUGGAGGGACGGAGACGACUGCAUCAACCACCGAGUGGGUCAUGUCGGAGCUCAUAAGGAACCCAAGCGCAAUGGCCAAGGCGCAGAAGGAGGUGCGGUGUGCAUUCAACCACAAGAACCCAGAAGACCAUGAGGCUCACAUGGAAGAGCUAUGCUACACAAAGAUGGUAGUUAAGGAGGCCAUGAGGCUUCACCCGGUGGUUCCGCUCUUGCUCCCCCGUGUCUGCAGGGAGACCUGCGACGUCCGCGGGCACAGGGUCGAGGAGGGCACUCGCGUCUUCGUGAACGCAUGGGCGAUGGCGAGGAGCCCUGAGUACUGGCAGGAUGCAGAGGAGUUCAGGCCAGAGAGGUUCGAGGACAACGCGGCGGACUACAAAGGCACACAGCUAGAGUACCUGCCAUUUGGAAGUGGAAGGAGGAUGUGUCCUGGGAACAUCUUUGCAUUGGCCUUGGUAGAACUCGUCGUGGCACGACUUCUGUACUAUUUCGACUGGAGCCUCCCUGCCGGAAUGCAGCCGGAUGAGCUGGACAUGGACACCGUUGUAGGCUUGACGGCAAAGAGAAGCAACCAGCUGCUCCUGGUGGUGUCACCAUAUAAUGUGCCGAUCCACAAGGAGAUUGAUGAAUGCAAAGCUCACUGAUGUUCAUUAGUAGUAUAGUAUAAUAAAUAAGUCGUAGGCAUCCCACACCGGAUAGUAUCAUAUUGCAUUAUAUUAUUUUAGUUACUACCAUCCUGUUGUAUAGUAUAUAUCAUAGUAUCAUCUUAUUUAUUCGAUUUUACAAUCUUAAUGUAAAGUUCUGUACAAGAUCUAUUUACCA
Triticum urartu is the source of this 2049-nucleotide messenger RNA. RefSeq names its product cytochrome P450 99A2. Gene Ontology annotation, molecular function: oxidoreductase activity, acting on paired donors, with incorporation or reduction of molecular oxygen; monooxygenase activity; iron ion binding. The record is from RefSeq and is a predicted model, not a curated record. Lineage: Eukaryota; Viridiplantae; Streptophyta; Magnoliopsida; Poales; Poaceae.